GGAACAUACGUCUUUGUUAAUUCAGGAAUCGAAAGAAAAGCACCUUAUUGUUAAUAGGAGGUUGUGUGUGUUAAUUUCGGGAUCGUGAGAUGGUAGUGGAGACAGAGAAAGCGCUAAGCGGUCCGAAGACUGGCGUCAGUAUCGCAGAUAACGUCCAGUGCACGUAUUCUCGACGUCAGACGGAUAAGAAGGCCACGGUUCAGGACGGAAAGGAUGUGGUCCAGGAGAAUGGGGAACAGUUUGAGCAGCAAGAAAUGGUGGACAAGUUUAUUCAGGAUGUGAUCGAAAAGGCGAGGGCCGAAUAUAAACGUCAACAGAAGGCCGAAUCAAAAAAAGGUUCAAAGCGGAGAAAAGAAAAAAGUAGGGACCAACCCACGAAGAAUAAAUCGUCGAAGAAAAAAUCUGCCAUCAGUAAGGGUACCAAGAAGAAACACCACUACAAAUAUUCGGACCCUGUAGAUGAAAAUGAGAUUUUAGGGUAUGUGGAGAAGGAGGAGGAGACGCAAUUGCAAUGGAGCCCAAAUUUUGAAGAUAAACGAAAAGAAGAGCGCCGACAGGAGAAUGCCUACAACCGCCUUGCUGCCCCUCUCCGUCGCCUCUUCAUGUGUUGCAUCGGAAAAACCUGAUUGUGGGGUUGGGGAGGAAUGGGAUGGGAAAGGGGACAGGGUUAGUGGCUGGUAAGAGUUUAAUUGGGCUGUGUAGGAACUGGUGAAAAGAUAAGUGAGCAUAGUCACCUCGUCUUCUAACGUAAGAAAAUCCUGCGCAUGAUGCACGACUGAAUUGUUUUAAAAUGUAUAUAACUAGUGGAAUUAUAGGAACAGCCUUGACACAUUGGGGUUAAAAUGGCGUUUGAAUGAACGCUGUAUCUGAGCAAAUGUUUGAAUGGUGGAACUCUGUUAAGGUCCCACAAAUGAAGAGCAACAUUUAUCAUAUGCUUUACAUGUCAUUUCAAACGCUUGAAUAUGUUUCUCUUGAUAUAUAUGGCAUUUUAAACACAUUGAAGGCUUAUUUUUUUGUUGACUCAUGUGCAUCAGUGUAUAACCCAUAAUGUACUAAUUUUUCAAAUACGUUUACUAUACUUAUUCCUGCAAUAUAUUUUACUCUAAGUAUUAGUAAUUCAAUAGUGGAACUGCUUUCUUUGUGUUGGAUUUACUUCCAAUUUAAGAGAUAUAUAAGAACAUGUACAACAGUUUGCGAUUUUUGUUUUGAUUAUCUAUUUGAGCAUUGAAUAAACCCAAAUCAUUAGUAGUGAAGUGUUGUCAUUUUAACUUUGCACAAAAGUACAAGACCUUUUUGUAGCUACAUUAAAUAAUUCGUUAUUCGUGAAUUUGUCUUUAUUAUUCACUCAGCUGUCAAGUAAUUGUUCGGCUCUUUACACUUUUAUUAUUUACAGAAAAGAAAAAAAACUGUUGUGUAGAUAUUUUUAAAACAUCACAACACAUAUUAUAUAGAAUGUCAAAUGAGAAUCUGCAAAAUUGGGAAUAAAAUAAAAUAUGAGACCAAAUUGGACUUAUUUGUCAGUAAAUCUAUUAAUAUCACACGACAUGGUGAUUAUUAUAACAUUGUUUUCUUUCUCUUCAUCCAUAGAAAUAAACGUAAUUAAUCAUGGGUACAUCGACUAUGCUUAGUAUGUUUUUUAGCAUUAUUUGAAUUGUUUACAUUUGUCAAAUGUGUUAUAUUUUCUUUUAAUA
Mya arenaria is the source of this 1691-nucleotide messenger RNA. RefSeq lists its product as uncharacterized. The transcript has 6 exons. Lineage: Eukaryota; Metazoa; Mollusca; Bivalvia; Myida; Myidae. The record is from RefSeq and is a predicted model, not a curated record. Bases 90 to 626 code for a protein of 178 amino acids.